GGAACUUGAGUUCUUCAAUAAUGGCGUCACACCCACUUUUUAGUGCAACGUAUUUAUUGGUUUUUAUUGCUACAAUGGGACUAACACUACACAAUAAAGACAUUAUUGUUCUUGCUCAGGCCAUGGGGUAUAAUUAUACGAAUUGCACAGCAGACGAGCCAUUACAUGAUAGUAACCCAACUUUAACCUUGAGCAAAAUAGUACUUAACUACUGCAGCAAAGGAAAGUACUUCAAUUACACCUUUUUGCUUCUUAACCCGGACAACGGCUGCACAACCUGUCCGAGAGACACCUUCCAGGACAAGAGAAAUGUCUGUCCACGGUGUAAACCAUGCACUGUAUGUGCAGAUGAUGAGGUGGAGGUGAGCUUCUGUCUUACAGCAACGAACAGAGUUUGUGGAGUGUUAUAUGACAACAGUACCGUACCUGCUUUGCCUACAACAUGGUACGGGGACGAGGAAACUACAUCUACCACAGGGUACAAGGAUGACGGGUCGACAACAAUAUCAGGUAGCACUACUGAAGAUUCGGGUGUAACAACAACAGAACGACCCUCUGACCCACCAGUUGUUUGUGUGCGUGCAGGAGAUGUCUCGGAUUAUUGGGCCCUUAUUGUAGCACUAGUUAUUCUCGACUUAGCUUACCUUAUCAACCUCUGCGUUACAGGAUACCUGUACAUUAGGUAAGCUUUGUAAACAUCGUGUAUUCUUGCACUCUAUGAAGCAAUUUAUACUUUUCUUAUUGCGAAAAUUA
This is a messenger RNA of Asterias rubens (European starfish), 753 nucleotides long. Its product is annotated as tumor necrosis factor receptor superfamily member 16-like. Gene Ontology annotation, molecular function: protein binding. Bases 21 to 686 code for a protein of 221 amino acids. NCBI's taxonomy places the organism in Eukaryota, Metazoa, Echinodermata, Asteroidea, Forcipulatida, Asteriidae. The record is from RefSeq and is a predicted model, not a curated record. The transcript has 6 exons.